This is a messenger RNA of Stegastes partitus (bicolor damselfish), 1510 nucleotides long. Its product is annotated as tropomyosin alpha-1 chain-like. The transcript is spliced from 9 exons. Bases 120 to 974 code for a protein of 284 amino acids. The record is from RefSeq and is a predicted model, not a curated record. NCBI's taxonomy places the organism in Eukaryota, Metazoa, Chordata, Actinopteri, Pomacentridae.
AACACACAAAGCGAGCCCGCACUCCAGCUUGGCGUUCAGUGUGGUUCAGACGCUCCGUCCACUUCAUUUAGGUUCGUUUGUUUUCGGUUUGCGCGCAGACCCCCCGACACUAAGCAGCCAUGGAUGCCAUCAAGAAGAAGAUGCAGAUGCUCAAGCUCGACAAGGAGAAUGCCUUGGACAGAGCUGAGCAGGCCGAGUCAGACAAGAAGGCAGCUGAGGACAGGAGCAAACAGCUUGAGGAUGACCUGGUGGCACUGCAGAAGAAGCUGAAGGCAACUGAGGAUGAGUUGGACAAGUACUCUGAAGCCCUGAAGGAUGCCCAGGAGAAACUGGAGCUGGCUGAGAAGAAAGCCACAGAUGCUGAGGGUGAUGUAGCUUCCCUGAACAGACGUAUCCAGCUGGUUGAGGAGGAGUUGGAUCGUGCUCAGGAGCGUCUGGCCACAGCUCUGACCAAGCUGGAGGAGGCUGAGAAGGCUGCUGAUGAGAGCGAGAGAGGCAUGAAGGUCAUUGAGAACAGGGCAAUGAAGGACGAGGAGAAGAUGGAGCUGCAGGAGAUCCAGCUGAAGGAGGCCAAACACAUUGCUGAGGAGGCUGACCGCAAAUACGAGGAGGUGGCCCGUAAGCUGGUGAUCAUUGAGAGUGAUCUGGAACGUACAGAGGAGCGUGCUGAGCUGUCUGAGAGCAAAUGCUCUGAGCUUGAGGAGGAGCUGAAGACCGUGCAGAACAACCUGAAGUCUCUGGAGGCCCAGGCAGAGAAGUACUCACAGAAGGAGGACAAGUAUGAGGAGGAGAUCAAGGUUCUGACAGACAAGCUGAAGGAGGCUGAGACCCGUGCUGAGUUCGCUGAGAGAUCAGUCGCCAAGCUUGAGAAGACCAUUGACGACCUGGAGGAUAAAGUCACACGUGCGCAAGAAGAGGGCCUGAGCAUAAAGCUGAUGCUGGAUCAGACUCUAAUGGAGAUGAUUAACAUUUGAGCCAGCUGUGUUUCUCUCCCCACAUUGCUUCAUCUGCUCUGAACAUGGCUGCUUCCCACAUAUGGCUGCUACUGGUAAUGUGGGAGCUUGUGUCUAUUUGUCUCCUCUGACCUCGUCAACUUGAAGACACGAGCUCUACACAAAGUAGCAGAAUAAACUUUGGUGAGCUACACUUCAACCACACUGUUUUCUGUAUUCAAAGGUCAGUUAAAAUUCACUGUAUAUCUGUACUGGUUUACAUGGAUAUGUUGGGAAUUUGCACUUUUUGGGGAAAAGCACUGCACAUAAUCGUCAUGAAUGAAGCCAUAAUUUAAGCCAAGGUUAUAUAAAAGGGACUUUUAUUAUAUGUACUUUUGUAAAGUUGUUUUUUGUGUCAGUUUCUGCUGUAUUGUGAACAUUUAUUCAUUGUCAGUGAUAUUCUCUUCCAGUUUAGCAAGGAAGGAAUUCUUAGGAUGGUCGUGAAUGUACUGUAUUGUUUCCGCUAAGCGGAAGACAUGCUUGUGCACUGUACUCAUGUUUCUGUUGCUUAUGUAGAU